GUGGGCCGCGUCUGGUGAGCGAGAGGCAGUAGUAUAACAGGCUGAGUCGCCGGAUCGGUGUGACAGCGAGGAAUUAGUCAACAUUCUGUACCCAGUCUCCUCUCGUCUCCUUCCUCCUUCCCAAGUCUCCUCCUCUCUGAUCCCCUAUAUCUCUCGGGUUGUAUUUCUCGAAUUGAAGUGAGGAACUCUGUAAUUGAUGUUGGAUUGGGUGUGAUUACCUCGGUACAUCACAGUUGGUAUCAGAUUCGGGCGAUCGGCAGCGGGGUGUGGCGAAUCGAGCUCGGUUACGGCUAGGUUGGGCUCUUCCGUGAAAUUCCGAGUCGUGAUCGGGGUUCGCGGCGGCGGUGUGGCGGCCGUUGUCAGAGUCGGCGCCGGUGGCAUUUUCUGGGCGGCGGUGGUUGUUCGGCUUUGGAUUCAGGUACGCCGCGGUUUCCCUCGGUUCCUUAUGAGGGUGUGAAAUUCCGGCGAGCGGCUGGAUUUGCGAGGCAAGGCGGCGAGCGGGUCGGUUGUAGAGGCUCAGGUUGGGGGCGUCCGUAAAACACCUGAGGCUCGCCGACUCCGGCGGCAGUAGACGAGGGCGCUACGGCUCCGACGAAGGCAAGUGUGCAGAUACGGUUAGUGCUCGACUCAAUGGCCACAUUCGAGGCAUCUGUUAUGAAGCAGCUUGAAGCUCUCUCCAAGGCCACUGAACAUCUCGGACACAUUGAUGAGAUAGCAGCUCGCCUAGAUAGGUUGGAUUUGAAGAUGGCUGAGCAAGUGGAACGCCUUGAUGUGGUGCAGGGUAAUGUGAACCUCGCAAUGAUAUCCAUGGGGGAAGCCCGACAAGCAGGCGGCAACAACAAGAGAGAUGCUGAACAAACAGUCAAUGCAGUCAUCGGCAGCCAGCGGUGAUGGAAUCCUGGGAUCACCUCCUCUGAAACAAGCUCAGCAGCAAGUACAAACUCAGGUACAGGGUAAUGCAACCUUUGGCGAGCGGUAUCAGUAUGAUACAGCAAAUGCCGGAUAGUCACACAGCCGGAAACCUUGGAUGCCGAAGAUGGAUUUUCCCAAAUUCGAGGGCUCGGAUGUCAGGAUUUGGUUAGAUGGAUGACAUUCCAGAAGCAUUUAAGGUAACAUAUGCAACCUUACACAUGUUUGGGGAUGCAGCGAACUGGUUUCAUGCAUACAAGUUAAUACAUCAGUGGCCAAGCUGGAGUGAAUUCAGAAUUGCGGUGACUACUGAAUUUGAUAGAAAUGUACACCGGAACAAAAUGAAAGAGUUGCUAUUGCUUAAACAGUCUGCGUCAGUCCUGGAGUAUAAAAGGGAAUUUAAUCAGUUGGUCUAUCAGCUGCUGCUAUAUGAGCAAUCUGUUAGUGAUACCUUUUUGGUCACCAGGUUUCUGUUGGGUUUAAAAGAAGAGCUCAGAGGAGCUGUAGAGAUUCAGUUGCCAAGGAAUGUAGCUGAAGCGGCAGAUUAUGCUAUUGUUCAAGAAGAAGUGAUGAGCAGAACUAAAAGUGUUAAAUCUUCUUAUACAAAGAUGUACAACCAGAAAUCUAAUAACAGAAUCAAUUCAGUGCCCUCGGGUGAUCUAUGGAAAGCUAGGCAGUUGAAAGAAUUUAGGAGAAUCAAUGGGUUGUGUUAUAGCUGCGGAGACAAAUAUAUGCCUGGUCAUGUGUGUGCUAAGUCCCCUACUGCACAGGUGCAUGUCAUGCAGUCGGACAAUUCUGCAAUACUCAGUGAUGAAAUUUUGGAUGCAGUUAUUACUCAGGAGGAAGCUAUGGCAGAAAUGCAGUUGUCUGUCAAUGCUCUAUCGGGUGCUGAUCAUCCCAAAACACUCAGAUUACGAGCUCUCAUCGGAAACCAGGUAGUUAUCAUACUUGUGGAUUCGGGCAGUACCAGUAGCUUCAUUGAUUCUGCAUUACUCCAGAGACUUAAAGUGACAACCACCACCUUAGACACUGCCUUGCCUGUAAGAGUGGCAAAUGGUGAAUUGCUACAAUGUACUGAAGAAGUAGCAGACUUACACUGGUGGGUGCAAGGUCAUACCUUCAAGUAUGAUUUCAAAGCCCUGGCUCUGAGAGGCUAUGAUUUGAUUCUAGGAAUGGAUUGGCUAGAGCAAUGGGGAGAAAUGGUAUGUCAGUGGAAAGAGAAGUGGGUGCAAUUUCAGUUGGAGGGACAUGUGAUCAAGUUACAAGGCCUUACUACUGCCGUUUCAUCUUAAUUGCAAGAAAUGUCAGCAGAGCAAGUGGUCCGGUGGCACCAGGGAAAUGAUAUAUGGGCCACUGUUUUGAUCUCCCCUGUGUCAGAUAAACAUACAAUAGGUGUUCCAGCCGAAGUGCAAGCUCUUUUAACAGAAUUUGAGGAUGUUUUUCAAGAGCCACAAUCUGUGCCACCUAGCAGAGUACAUGAUCAUGCAAUACAUUUACUUCCUGGUACAGUGCCUGUGAAUGUAAGACCAUAUAGAUAUUCUCCAUUACAAAAAGAUGAAAUAGAGAGACAAGUGGCAGAGAUGUUGCAAGUAGGACUCAUUGUGCCCAGCAUCAGCCCAUUUGCUUCUCCUGUUUUGUUGGUUAAAAAGAAGGAUGGAUCAUGGAGAUUUUGUGUGGAUUACAGGAAGCUGAAUUCUAUCACUCUGAAAAAUAAAUUUCCUAUGCCCAUUGUGGAUGAGCUAUUGGAUGAGCUGGGAGGAUCUAAAUGGUUUUCUAAACUGGAUUUAAGGGCAGGUUAUCAUCAAAUUCGAAUGGUGCCUGAAGAUGAACACAAAACUGCCUUUAAAACCCAUUGUGGACACUAUCAGUUCAGAGAGAUGCCCUUUGGAGUGUGUGGUGGCCCCUCCACUUUCCAAUGUGGUAUGAAUUUCAUGUUUGCCCCUCAAAAUAGGAAGUAUGUGAUUAUGUUCAUGGAUGACAUCUUAGUUUUCAGCAAAUCAUUCCUAGAGCAUUUGGAUCAUCUCAGAAACGUACUGCAAGUGUUGAGGGAGCAUCAAUUUUAUGCAAAAUUUAGCAAGUGUACUCGCUCAACAGAAAUUGGAAUAUCUAGGGCACAUUAUCUCAGAUACUGGGGUGUCUACUGAUCCUGAAAAGACUAAGGUCAUGUUGGACUGGCCAGUUCCCACUUCUGUUACUGAAUUGCGAGGAUUUCUUGGACUGACUGGGUACUAUAGGAAAUUCGUGCAGAGCUAUGGAAUUAUUGUCAAACCCUUAACUCAGCUCCUUAAGAAACAUGGCUUUGGGUGGUCUGAAGGUGCACAACAAGCCUUCGACACCCUCAAGCAGGCCAUGGCAACAACACCUGUACUAAGUUUGCCUGAUUUCGACCAACCCUUCAUCAUAGAGACUGAUGCUUGUGCAACUGGGGUGGGGGUUGUGCUUCUUCAACAUGGACAUCCUGUAGCUUAUUACAGCAAGGCACUGGGAGUUAAGAACCAACAUUUGUCCAUCUAUGAGAAGGAGUUUCUGGCCAUUAUGAUGACAGUGGAGAAGUGGAGAUCGUACUUGCAGAGAGGUCCCUUCAUCAUAAAAAUAGAUCAUCAAAGCUUGUGCCAGCUAGGAGAUCAAGUUCUCACCUCUGAUCUGCAAAGGAAGGCCAUGAUGAAAUUAGUGGGACUUCAGUUUUCUUUUCAGUACAAAAAAGGAAAUGAAAAUACAGUGGCAGAUGCCUUAUCUAGAGUGGGGCACUUGUUAGCUGUGACAACUACUUCUCAGAGUCAGCCAGUAUGGAUGAUUGAAGUCACUAAUUCAUAUGCAGUGGAUCCUCAGGCACAAAAAUUAUUGCAACAAUUGGCUGUGUUCACUGAGAAUGCAGAAGGGUUCUCCUUACACCAGGGAAUAAUUAAGCAGGAGGAUAGGAUCUGGAUUGGGGCAAAUUCAGCUUUAAAAACAAAACUGAUCUCUGCCUUUCAUGCUAGUGCUGUGGGAGGUCACUCUGGUAUUCAAGCCACUUAUCAAAGAGUGCAGAAAUUGUUUAGUUGGCCUGGCAUGAAGCAAGAUGUGACUGAAUUUGUGUAACAGUGUGAGAUUUGUCAGAAAGCUAAACAUGAAAACUGUAAGUCUCCAGGGCUGUUGAAUCCCUUGCCAGUGCCAGAUAUACCUUGGCAACACAUCACUAUGGAUUUUAUUGAGGCCUUGCCUAAAUCCAACGGAUAUACAGUCAUCUUGGUUGUGGUAGACAGGUAUACAAAUAUAGCCAUUUCAUUGCUCUCAAACAUCCCUUCUCUACACCCACAGUGGCUAAAGAAUUAUUGGAGUCAGUGGUCUAACUCCAUGGGCCACCCUCUUCUAUUGUGUCAGAUAGAGAUAAGAUAUUUACAAGUCACUUUUGGAAAGAUUUAUUCAAGUUAUGGGACACAAAGUUGACCAUGAGCACAACUUAUCACCCCCAAACGGACGGGCAAAGUGAAAGGGUCAACCAAUGUGUGGAGAUGUACUUGAGGUGUGCUGUCCAUGUCAAUCCUCACAAAUGGCACUCCUGGCUUGCUCUAGCUGAAUUUUGGUACAACACCAAUUACCACUCUUCUCGCUGCUCCCCGUUUAAGGCUCUCUAUGGUUACAACCCCAAUUAUGGGUUCUUUUCAUCAGUGCUUCAGUCGGCUAACGUGGAUGUGGAACAAUGGUUGAGAGAACACCAAUCCCACUCAGCCUUACUCAAAAACCACCUGCUAAAAGCUCAAGCAAAGAUCAAGAUGUAUGCGGAUCAACAUAGAUCUGCACGCUCUUUCUCAGUGGGAGAUGAGGUCUUUUUGAAGUUGCAACCGUAUGCCCAACACUCAGUGGUAAAUAGGCCUUGUGCUAAGUUGGCCUAUAAAUAUUAUGGUCCUUUUCAGGUUCUGGAGUGUAUAGGUCCAGCCGCCUACAAGCUCCAACUUCCUACGGAAGCUCAGAUACAUCCAGUUUUUCAUGUGUCUCAAUUGAAAGAACACAAGUCAGAUCACACUCCAGUGUUUUCUCAGUUGCCUGCAGCAGUCGACUUGUCAGGUGUUCAAGUGGUGCCAGAGAGGAUUCUUGAACGCAAGAUGGUGAAACGCCACAACAAGGUGCAGGUCCAAGUGUUGAUUCAGUGGUCUGGUUUAGCAGCUGAAGCAGCCACCUGGGAAGACUAUGAUGUCUUGAAGAACAGGUUUCCGGACGCACCAGCAUGGGGACAUGCUGCAACUCAAGAGGGAGGCAUUGUCAGUACAGCUACGACAGUACUGACAACGACGACAGACACUGAAGCCACCUACGUGUAAUUCAUGCGGAAGGUUAGUGGGCCUAAAGUAGUGGGCCGCGUCUGGUGAGCGAGAGGCAGUAGUAUAACAGGCCGAGUCGCCGGAUCGGUGUGAUAGCGAGGAAUUAGUCAACAUUCUGUACCCAGUCUCCUAUCGUCUCCUUCCUCCUUCCCAAGUCUCCUCCUCUCUGAUCCCCUAUAUCUCUCGGGUUGUAUCUUUUGAAUUGAAGUGAGGAACUCUGUAAUUGAUGUUGGAUUGGGUGUGAUUACCUCGGUACAUCACAUUCGGUUUUUCAUAGUGGUAUUUUGGUACUUGUGGUUUCCACCAGUGAUAUUGUGGCUAUUCUCUCCUAGAAUUUUAAAUGAUGUGGAGGAGAGAGAAUCAAGAGAGAGGAAGAGGUCGUCGGUAGAAUUCCAAACGAUCUGUAGAGCAGGAAAAUCGGGAGAUACAGACGGCCAUGUACUGUUGAAUCGAAGCCGUCUGCACUUACGAUGGUUUUCUCCUUCCACGAUCGAUCUGGUGAUUAGCCUUUCCACCCAGCGGAAGUUCAGCGGCCAGGAUCAAAUCCCCAAUGUUCCGUCCAGAUCCACCAAAAGAUUUAUCAUUUAUUUAUUUUGUUUCAAUAGACCACCGAAUAAGGUCCCAAUGUAGACGCUGUCCUCAGGGCUGUCUACAGAUGACAUGUCAGGCCAUUGUAGACAGACGUUGUCGAAACUGUUGCAAAUGCCCUUAGGGUUUGGUUGUUCCUACUGCGAUUCCGUCUCUCCAAGUAGAAGGCGACUUUGGUUUCCUCCCUUGGCGCCAACUUUGGUUUCCUCUUCGCGCCAGCUGAUUCAAACACGGAUUCGUAUUUGAGACAGAGCGGGAUCUCCUACCCGACCCCCCGCCCCCCUAAAUUGAAGUAGCGCACACAGAGACAUCGUCGAAUCAUGGGGCUGAUGGCGCUGAAUCGACUCAUGUCCAGGCAGCGGGAGCAGAAGCAGAAGCGAAAUCGUGGCCGUAUGGAAGCCAAUAAUGGAUGGAUCGCUUCAUUUUCUAAAAGAAACAGAUCACCCUGCCGACAGGAUGUUAAUUCUCAUGGUGGCAAAAAAGUAAGAUAUCCAAUGCCAGAUCUUCCAGAGGACAUCUGGCGUCAUAUACAUUUCCUACUGCCAAUGCAAGAUGCUGCCCGUGCUGCCUGUUUGUCUAGGUCCUUCCAAAGCUCCUGGAAAUGCUAUCCCAAUCUUACCUUCACUAAUGAAACAAUGUGCUCCAAAGAAACUUUAUGUAAGAGAACAACAGGCUCAAAUGUUAUAAGAGACUACAACAACAAGAUUGACCGUGUUUUAAGAAACCACUCAGGAGCUGGUGUGAAGAAAUUGAGGCUUGAAUACUAUGUUAUUCCUUGUGAUGCAGAACCGUAUCAUCAUCUCACCAGUUGGCUCCAGAUUGCGGUUACACCAGGGAUUGAACAACUCCACCUUACAUUAUCCCCGAAGGAUGCAACGUUUAACUUUCCAUGCAUGCUUCUAUCUGAGACAUGUCAAGGCUCGAUGCAGUAUCUUCACCUUGCCAAUUUGGACUUACAUCCCACAUUUCAACUUGGUUUGAGAACCCUGAGAACGCUGCAUCUGUGUAAUGUGCAUAUUACUGAGGAUGAGUUAGGGUGCCUUCUGACCCAUUCCUUUGCUUUGGCACAUUUGAGACUUCAAUAUUGUCAUGACAUCAUUCGCCUGGAGAUACCUUGUCUGCUGCAGCGGCUCAGGUUCCUGGAAGUGCUGGAAUGUAGCCUUCAGGUGUUAGAGAUCAAUGCCCCAAAUAUCUUCAGAUUGCGCUUAUUAGAUUUUAGUGUGCAAUUCUUGCUUGGAAAGUCAUGGAAGAUGAAGAACCUGAUGUUGAACAAUAGCUUUGUCAUCAGUUAUGCUAUUGACAACCUUCCUUCCUGUGCACCAAAAGUUGAGACUCUUACCAUACAUUCUAGUUAUGAGAUACUUAAUGUACCAGUGGCAUCUAGCAAAUUUCGCCACCUCAAGUUCUUGAAUAUUUAUCUUGCUGGACUCCAUUCUCAUCGGGACUAUGAUUACUUAUCCUUAGUUUCUUUUUUUGAUGCUUCUCCUUUGUUGGAGAAGUUUGUCUUGCUUGUAUCACGAGUGCAGUCCAAGUAUGACUGGUUUGAGGGAGAUCCCUCAUCUCUGAGACAAAUGUCAGAACUAAAUCUGAGAAUGGUUUCAUACCUAAACUAUACUUGAACCAUACCCGUACAUGUAUCUCUCAAAACCAUACUUGGACCAUACCCGUUUAAUGCCAUUUUCAGCCCAACCAAAACUAAACCCUCUAUUUUUUCCACCCAAAUUAAUUUAAACCCAAUACAUAACCGUGGGUUUAAACCCAAUACGUAACUAUGGGUUUGCUUCAAUGUAUAUAUGAUUGCACAAAUCGACAUGUCAAGAAGCAAAAGGCAUAGAAAAGACAUAAGUGCAUCUACAAUAGUUUGGGAACAAAGUUAUCGUUGAGAUAUGGUCAACACACAACAAGUGUCAAAAAAACAACGCCCACGACUGAAAAGCUCACUGACAAGUGCAUUAAAACCAAUUGCUUAGCUAAAGCACAAGCAGACACAUUCAAUUUGUAUGUGUUGUUUCCCCAUAAUACAUAAUUACAUAGUGCAUUGCAUCAUGUACGCGGAUCAAAGAUACUCGUUGACGAUGCGUCGUUGCUUAUUGCACAUAACCAAUGCCCUAAAACCGGUUUGGACCCAUAGUUUACAGCCGUUAAUAACCAAACUGUUUAAGCCCAUAACCAACUAUACCCAAAUUGGUUUCUUCACAUACCCAAACCAAAACCAAACUAAAAAAGAUUCAGCCCAAUAAAACCUGAACCAAUCAAACCCAAAGUAAGAACCGAACCGUUUCACCCAGUUUUUUAAUAACCAUUCCCAGGUUUAGUCAGAACACCGCCAUCGCAACCUCAAGAGUGUGAAGAUCAGUAGUUUCUGCCCCCAAAAAAGCAUGCUUGAGCUAGCACGUCAUAUUCUUGAGAAUGCAACAUCACUUGAGUGCCUUACAUUGGACACCACUCCUAUCAGUCACCGAUGUUCUGGCGAUAUGUUGGACAGGAAAUGCCCUCCACUGGAAACUGAAUGUAUAAGGGAUGCACAUAAAUCAAACUUGGCUGUGAGAAAAUACAUUGAGGGGAAAGUUAACUCCACAGUCAAGUUAAACUUACCAGGGCCUUGCAGCCGGUGUUAUGCUUUGUGAAAUUCAGAUCUCAAAUCACCUUGUGAAGUUUAGUUGUUAAAUGUUUGCCUUUGAGUUCUUUGUUUGGGCUCCGUGAUACAACUCCUAUAAUAACUUAUUAGCAUACUGUCAAAUUUAUGUAUUAUUUACUUGAUUCACCAGUUAUUGUUGUGGAGUUCAUUUA
This is a messenger RNA of Triticum aestivum (bread wheat), 8585 nucleotides long. RefSeq lists its product as uncharacterized. Lineage: Eukaryota; Viridiplantae; Streptophyta; Magnoliopsida; Poales; Poaceae. Gene Ontology annotation, molecular function: protein binding. The record is from RefSeq and is a predicted model, not a curated record. The transcript has 5 exons. The coding region runs from base 6116 to 7414 and encodes 432 amino acids.